CUUCCAUGUUAGAGGACGAUCUACAAAGGCUAGAGUUACAAGAAAUACGAGGAAGGUCAUAUAACGCCCGUCAACGCCUGGGGAGCUAUUGGUUUUGGGUAUAAAAGCCCCUUGAUUUUUGUCGACGGUACGGGCAAGAAGGGGGCCUUUAAACAGGUCGAUUACUUAGCACAAGUUCUCAACUACUUACAACCAAUACUCGACGCCUUUGCCCUUAUUACUCACCAAUUACGACCGGCGGUAGAACCCUUGUUUAUGGAAGACGGCAAUUCAGCUUACGGUCACAAGUCUAUAUCGAAUUGCUGUGUACGAUACCGUUCAAAGCAUAGAAUCGUCCUUCUACAUUAUCCUUCUAUAUCUCCUGAUAUGAACCCUAUUGAGAAAUGCUGGCGAUGGAUUAAACAAGCUCUCCAUCGACGAUACCACCAACCUAUAACUGAGGCAGAGAUGAGGCAGGCAGUACUAGUGGAGUGGGAGGCAAUACCACAGGAAUGGAUAAGUGAGCUGAUUUUAAAGCAAGAGCAUUGGGUACAAGUACUUAUGCAGCGGCACGGGUGGUCAACUCCUAAUUAAAC
Molecule: messenger RNA, 575 nt
Organism: Hyaloscypha bicolor E
Lineage: Eukaryota; Fungi; Ascomycota; Leotiomycetes; Helotiales; Hyaloscyphaceae
Exons: 2
Coding region: 256-573 (105 amino acids)
Molecular function (GO): nucleic acid binding
Source: RefSeq, a predicted model, not a curated record